Molecule: messenger RNA, 2898 nt
Organism: Gymnodraco acuticeps
Lineage: Eukaryota; Metazoa; Chordata; Actinopteri; Perciformes; Bathydraconidae
Product: beta-1,3-galactosyltransferase 2-like
Exons: 4
Coding region: 84-1106 (340 amino acids)
Cellular component (GO): membrane
Molecular function (GO): N-acetyl-beta-D-glucosaminide beta-(1,3)-galactosyltransferase activity
Source: RefSeq, a predicted model, not a curated record
UAGACAUCAAGAGCAACGUCCUCAUUCGAAAACCUAGUAGCCUGCUGUAGCUGUCACAACAGAAAUCCCUCUGCCUUUAGAAAAUGCUGGAGUGCUUUUUUUCCAAAAGUGAAAAAACUCCAUGGACAAGAGCUAAACGGUGGUGUGUUUUGACAAUCCUGAUGUUGGGAACGUUUAUGUUAACUUUCUACAUUUCGAGGUUAAGGUCAAGCCAAUCUUACGACGAUGACAGCACUUCACCACCAGAGGAUCCUUCAGCGUACUUUGUGCCUUACCCGCACAGGUAUCGAUUCAUAUUGGACGAACCCCAUAGAUGUUUGCAGGAAAGCCCAUUCUUAGUCCUUGUGAUUCCAGUCGCAUCCCACAACAGAGAGGCCCGUGACACAAUCCGUAACACAUGGGGGAGAGAAACCACAGUGCUGGGUCAGGUCGUGAGCCACUACUUCCUGCUGGGACUGUCCAAAGAGGAAUACGGAACUGCAACCCCCAAGGAGCAAGUGUUAGAGGAAAGCCAGAGACAUCAUGAUAUUCUCCAGAGUGACUUUUUGGACAGCUAUAAUAACCUCACCAUUAAAACCAUGGUCAUGUUCGAAUGGCUUGGCUCCCAUUGCCCCAACACCCCCUAUGCCAUGAAGAUAGACUCGGACAUGUUCCUCAAUGUCCACAACCUUGUUGACUUGCUUUUGAAAGCCCCCAAACAACUUUACAUGACAGGAAUGGUUGCGAGGAAUGCUAUUGUUAUAAGAGACCGUACAUCGAAGUGGUUUUUGCCCUAUUCUGCCUUCUCUGGGUCCAGAUACCCACCGUAUACCUUGGGACUGGGCUAUGUGUUCUCACUGGAUUUACCCAAGAAGAUACUGGAGGCAUCUGCACAUGUUAGAGCUGUUUACAUUGAAGACGUGUAUGUGGGAAUGUGUAUGAAGCAUAUGGGAUUACAACUGACUGAUCCUCCUCGUGGUGAUUUGUUCAGGGCACAGGGAUUGAUUCCUGAUGGGACAAGCAACUGUUACUGGACUUCUGUCAUUACAACAAUACUGCAAAACCCUAACCAGCUUUCAGAAGCAUGGAGAUCAUAUCGUUCUAUGAAUACUUCUGACUGUGCUUAGCAAAUCAAAGACUGUUACACCCUGCAACUGCAUAGCAGUGUUGCACGGUACAGCCAUGUUGCAUUACGGCAGAUACAAGACUGUAUCACUCUGUUGGAGUCGUUUUUUAGGACUAAAAAGCACUUAAUACACUCACUGAUGUUCGUUAGUGGCCUACCUCAUAACAAAGACGUUUUAUUUUGUAUAUGCAGUAGUUGUCACUUCCUCCAUAAUUGACCAACACAGUCUCACUCCCUGCGCGUCAAAGGACGCCGCUUGUUUGUUAGAAAUGGACGCCAAAGGAACCUGACCAAGCGUCGUCUUUUGACGCGCAGGGAGUGAGACUGUGUUGAAUUUAUGUAGGUAGUGACAGCUUAUGUGACCUUCAGUCAGUUUUUUUAAAGUUGAAGUGUCAGUUGUAUUAACAGUUUAUGUCUAAUAGUAUAUAGUCCUCAUUGCCAUUGGCCUUUUAGCUCCUUCAAAGGUUUGGGUUGUUGGGUCCUCAUUUGACGCAACAAAUCUGAAAUUAGUUGGAAGUAGGUGCAUCAUGCCGUUCAAGGCAUAAUUCUUAGGACAUUUGGUGCGUGUUUGGACACUUUAUGGUGUACCUAAAAAUUCAACUUUCAGUGAGUUAAGGCCUUAAUAUGAACAUUGUGAGGCUGCGCAUAAUGUGUUCAGAGGAUUGCAAAGAUUGCACAAAUGAUUGAAAAUAUGUCAAUACUUGCACAAUUUUAGGAUGGAGAUGUUGUGUUCAUGCAGCUUUCAUGUCCAACACAUCGAAUUUAAAUGUGUUUUAAGCUCAGCAAUCAGAGAAAGAUACCAGGUACAGUAUUUACCACGCUGGGAAACAAUGGAGUUUUAUUCACCAAAAGCAGCUACAUUUUACUUUAAAAGGCACAAUGUUUAAUACCACGCCACCUGCUAAAAGGAAGUACAGUAUUUUAUCUCUAUUAUGUAGAGUGGCUCUGGGGGACGGAGCUUAAGUUAGCUGCUGUGCUGGCUUGGAUUCGACGGGCAAAAACCCCAGUACAGACCUAAGUUAAAUUGAGAACAUUUUUGCGAUGGCAGUAACAGAAAGUUUAGUAAUCUGCUAACAGAAGAUCGCCCGUCCCAUACCUCCAUGAAUGUAAUAUUUACAAGUUGGAGCAGUACCACUUCUUAUGUCUCUGCAACACAAAACAGACAUCCAUGACUUAACAUAAACACCAUUACACCUUAAAUGAUGGCCUAUCUUAACCAAAGCACCUUUGAUGAAUGAAACAUGAAGCAUGAAGGAAAAUGAUGAUCAUCGAGCAUUCUCCACAGAAACCACCCAUGCAAGAGAAAGAGGUCUGCACGUCACUACGGAAAGUUCACAGUCUGCUGCAAACAUUUGGAGUUGCUACAACUCUGACAUAAUCUCAAAAACCAUGCCAUUUAUGAAAUGUACAGUUAGCAAAACCAGAAUUUUCACCAGCAAAAACACUUUUGUCAUGCAUGUGGUGGCCCCCUUGGCUGUAAACACAAGAACCUGCUAGCAUCAGAUUAGUAGUUUCUCUAGAGUCUAGUGGAAUGGUGGCUCUGAAGAUGGCAAUGUCAUUCCUUUUAUUGUGCAGUCCACCACUUUGGUGCGUUCUAAAAUGUUUUGCAUAAUGUGAAAUCCCAAGAAUGGUAUUCAUCAGUAAAGCCUGCCUUUUAAUGAAGGUCUUGUCAAAAAUGACAUGCAUCACAUGAAAUUGAGCAGAUAAAUAAUUGUAAAAGACAUCUGUCAAUGUAUGUAUGAUUCUAAUUGUAACAAUUGAUAUGUUGAUUUAAGUUGACUUUCAUAAUUCAC